This is a messenger RNA of Drosophila busckii, 1314 nucleotides long. Its product is annotated as serine protease snake. Gene Ontology annotation, molecular function: serine-type endopeptidase activity. The transcript has 5 exons. NCBI's taxonomy places the organism in Eukaryota, Metazoa, Arthropoda, Insecta, Diptera, Drosophilidae. The record is from RefSeq and is a predicted model, not a curated record. Bases 41 to 1213 code for a protein of 390 amino acids. Gene Ontology annotation, biological process: proteolysis.
AACGCGUACGCAUUAGCAAGUUCUAAAAUAAAAUUUCGUAAUGCGCGAGUUUUGGGUAUUGCUAUCGCUGGUUUUGUUUUGCUUAGGCAAAGCACAGAGAUUAAAAAGACCAGCUGUGGCGCCCACGCCGCCAAGCCGUGCUACAUUUAAUUUUCCCUUGGAGCAGGAUAUAUAUUUUCCAAGCCAAAGAAAAGGCAAUGCACAUUAUAGAAUACAUGACUUUGAAUACAACACGCAACAGUCGCUGCCACAACCAAAACCAGUGCCAGAUCUAAGCAAACGCCGUCAGCAUUGGGCGGGGCAACCAUUUCCGCCACCACCUGGUGGUGAAGUUCGUCAUCGCCACAACAAUCGCAACAAGCAGCAAAGGCGCCUAUGUGAGCGCAAGUACUCCGAGUAUGUGGAGCGCAUAUUUUCAAACGAUACGGCCGUAACAGCUGACGCCAACGAUGAAGAUUUCGACGGACGCGUGCUGGCGCGACCCGGUGAAUACCCUCAUAUGGCUGCCUUGGGCUUUGAGCUCAGCUCUGGGCAAAUCGAAUACAAGUGCGGCGGCAGUUUGAUAAGUGAGAGUUUUGUUUUGACUGCUGCGCAUUGCACAUUAGACGAAGGCUUAUCUCCAAGAUGGGUACGCAUUGGUGGGCUGAAUCUCAAGGUUGAAGAGUCUACUGUGCAGCCACAGGAUAUGGAAGUUAUGAGCAUUAUAAAUCAUCCAGACUAUAUCGAAGAGCUGUACUAUCAUGAUAUAGCGCUUAUAAGAUUAGUGCGCAAUGUAGCCUUUACAGAAUUUGUGCGUCCUAUACGUCUGUGGUCACAUGCAGACUUGCCCACAUCCAUUGCCUUUGCCAUGGGAUAUGGCGCCACUAGCUUUGGCAGAGGCAUGACUAAUCGUUUAACGCACUUAAAUGUUUCCUUAGUGCCCAAUGCUGACUGCAAUGCUGAGCUGCCCGCGUUCGACGAAACACCCAAUGGGAUUGUGGACAGCCAAAUCUGUGCGCAGGAUUUUGUGCUCAGUCGCGACACCUGCCAGGGUGAUUCAGGCGGUCCGCUGCAGAUGAAUUUACCUGGACGUCGACGUCGUCAAGUUAUGCAUUAUCAUCUGAUUGGCAUUACCUCCUACGGCGUCUUCUGCCGCAGCAGCUAUCCAAGUGUCUACACGCGUGUUUAUAACUAUUUGGACUGGAUUGAGCAGGAGACCUGGGGACGUGCAUGAAUAUGAAUUUAGUAACUAAACAUUAAAACAUUAAAUAGAUUUUAGUUAACAAUUGUCUUAUAUACUGGGCACAACAUUAAAUAUUACUAAAUAUAUAUAAA